Neurospora tetrasperma FGSC 2508 is the source of this 330-nucleotide messenger RNA. RefSeq lists its product as uncharacterized. The annotation marks the transcript as partial. NCBI's taxonomy places the organism in Eukaryota, Fungi, Ascomycota, Sordariomycetes, Sordariales, Sordariaceae. The transcript has a single exon. The record is from RefSeq and is a predicted model, not a curated record.
UAUUUAAAUAAUAUCCUUAUUUAUUUUAAGAUUUUUAUAGAGUAUAAAAAAUAUAUAAAAAAAGUAUUAAAUAUACUAUACGAAUAUAAAUUCUCUAUUAAUAUAGAGAAAAGCGAAUUCUAUGUAAGGGAAACCGUAUUUUUUAAAUAUUUAAUUUUAGAGAACGAAAUUAGAAUAGAACUAAAUAAAAUAAAAGUUAUACGGAAUUGGCUUAUACCUAAGAAUGCAAUUAAAGUCUACGGAUUUUUAGGGUUUAUUAAUUUUUACUAUAUACUCAUACGGGACUAUAGGAAGAUUGUUAAUUUAUUAUACGAAUUUACUAGGAAGGAG